Molecule: messenger RNA, 1818 nt
Organism: Prunus mume (Japanese apricot)
Lineage: Eukaryota; Viridiplantae; Streptophyta; Magnoliopsida; Rosales; Rosaceae
Source: RefSeq, a predicted model, not a curated record
UUUUUUUGAAAAUUAGCGAUAACGAACACUCAGAUGGUGACUCCGUUCUCUUUUUAGCUUAUCCAACCCCCGAAAAUCCACCAAACUUGCGCCGAUAUAGCAGAUACUUUGAUUUUUCUCCUUCCCGUUCCACUCACAGUGGACAAACUCAAAGAGCUUCUCAGGCGAAGCAAUGGCGGUGCCUCUCUUCAACCUCGCCCCCAAUCUUACGGUUUCAAAGCUGUGCUUUGGGACGAUGACUUUCGGCGAGCAAAACACGUUUCCGGAGUCGUCUGGGUUCCUCGACCAAGCUUUCCAGGCCGGCAUCAAUUUCUUCGACUCUGCAGAAAUGUAUCCAGUGGUUCAGCGAGCCCAGACCCAGGGGAGGAGCGAGGAGUACCUUGGCCGUUGGAUUAGAGAGCGCAGAGUUCCUCGAAACAGCGUCGUUUUGGCCACCAAGGUUACGGGACCGUCUGGGCAGAUGACUUGGAUACGAGAUGGCCCCAAGUGUUUGAAUGCUAAGAAUAUCACCGAGGCCAUUGACGGCAGCUUAAGGCGAUUGCAGACAGAUUACAUUGAUCUUUAUCAGAUUCAUUGGCCUGAUCGCUAUGUUCCCAUGUUUGGAGAGAUUGAGUAUGAUCCAACCCGACAGUUUUGUUCGAUUCCUAUAGACGAACAACUUGAUGCUCUUGGAAGAGCUGUUGAUUCUGGUAAGAUUAGAUAUGUUGGUCUCAGUAACGAAACACCAUAUGGGGUGAUGAAGUUUGUUCAGGUAGCUGAAAGGGGUACUCGCCAUCCAAAGAUUGUCUCUGUGCAGAACUCAUACAGCUUGCUCUGUCGAACUUUUGAUUUUGGGUUGGCUGAAUGCUGUCAUCAUGAGAGGAUCAGUUUAUUAGCCUACAGCCCCCUUGCAAUGGGUAUACUCUCUGGGAAGUAUUUUUUGCCUGAUGGGGGUCCUGCAGAUGCUCGGUUGAAUCUUUUUAGAGGUAAAUAUUCGGAAGGGGAAUCCAGAUACAACCUGUCUGAUCACAUCAUAAGAGCAGCGGCCAUGGAAUACAUUGAUAUUGCAGGGAAGUACAGUGUUCACCCGGUAUCUCUUGCAAUAGCUUUUGUUUUGAGCCACCCCCUUGUUGCGAGUGUUGUGUUUGGAGCAACCAAGUCAUGGCAACUGCAGGAGGUUCUAGAUGGAUGCAAGGUCGAGUUGACACCUGAAGUAAUUACAGAAAUCAACAAGAUUCAUGAAAGGUUUCCUAAUCCAUGCCCCUGAUCAAAAUUCAAGCAAAUUCUAUUUCUCCGUCGUUUGAAUUAUUGUCGGAAUGUCUGAAAUGGAUUCGCAUCUCAUCUCUGGUAUAUGUAUUAUAUGUAAAUUCGUUGAAUUGAUAGUUAAUGAUGGAGGAUAUUGGUCUAGAAAGUUGCUCAGAAUCUUGUAGGAUUUUUGUCUGUCUAGAUAUGAUGGUGAUUCCUCCUUCCAAGCAUCCUGUAACUUAAAUGCGCUUCUCAUGCCAAAAAGUGGGGCCUCAUCUACAUUCAUUCUGCUAACUUUCCUUCAAUUUUGGGGCCAUCCCGGUCUUUUGUCGUGACGGGCGUUGACCGCUGUGAACUAUGUAGUUCAGCAUUGUGUUGUUAGCUUUUGAGCUACUUGUUGCAGAAUGUUGAACAAGAACCCGGCGUGUUAAAAAAAGUAUUGGUAAAGUCUUUACGUUGUUACAUACAUUAUACGUAUAUACAUGUAUGGGCGGAUAUCUAAACGACAAUACUUUUUUGUCUUUCUAGAAGACCAAAAUGUACCCAAAAUUUGGCUUAACAUUUCUGGUAGGUUUUUAUGUUUUGUGUUAUGGA